UUUACAUACUCAACGACAAUCUCUUGCAUGUUAUAUUGUUUUGCGAAAUAUACCGUCUUUGUUUGUGUACGACUUUGUUUGUGUAUUUAAUAAAUUCAUGAAAAUCAACACAUUAAGUUCAUAUCUUGUAUACCAACAAUUGCGAUGUUACAUCAAUGCAUCAAUCAUAUUGGUUACUGGUUCAUGUGUGGUACCUCAAUAAAUCUCUCUUCGCCGAGCUCAUAAGGUAAAUAAAUCAGAAUUUUUUAAGUGUGCGGUGAUACAUCUUUUUCUUCUUCUUUUUUUUUUUUUUUUUUUUUUUUUUUUUUUAGAAUGAUGAUUGAGAGAGUAAGAAUCAUAAUAUACGAUAUCACACGCCUUAUUUCACUCUGUCUUCUAUCAAUUUCAAAUGGAUUCACGGUGAAUGAAUAACAUCCCUGCCAGUGGAUCGGCGAGUAUCGGUGGGCCACGGAAGACCCGACACGAUGGAAAAAACGAACAGAUGAACGAGGAGAUCAGCUUGGAUGCUGGCAGUGAGAUCGUCGAGUCGAGCGAACAGAUUGUAGAAGAAUCGGCAGAACUAGUGGCUUCCGGUUGGACGUCGUGGUCGUUGCAAGCGGUGAGUCCCGCAUGAUAGUCCUGGGUGAAGUUCCACCGUCGCAACCGGAGCAGGAACAGGAACCCGCGCAGGAUGUGGCGGCACAGUGGCUGCAGACCGAGAAUCAAGCGAAUGCCGCGGUCACGGCCACAGUUGGCACGGUUACGGCCAACAACGUGCCGGCGACCGCGAGC
This is a messenger RNA of Frieseomelitta varia, 771 nucleotides long. RefSeq lists its product as uncharacterized. The transcript has 4 exons. NCBI's taxonomy places the organism in Eukaryota, Metazoa, Arthropoda, Insecta, Hymenoptera, Apidae. The record is from RefSeq and is a predicted model, not a curated record. The coding region runs from base 404 to 613 and encodes 69 amino acids.